Messenger RNA from Symbiodinium sp. CCMP2592, 3504 nucleotides. Lineage: Eukaryota; Dinophyceae; Suessiales; Symbiodiniaceae. The record is from the annotation of a GenBank genome assembly.
AUGGCUCCGGCCUCUUCUGGGGCAAGGAGACCACCUGUGUGUCAUGACAUUUUGGAAAGUGACUUGUUGGGGGGACCCUUGGCAAGGCUGCAGGAACUUACCUUUUUCGGACUCUGGGGCGAGAAUGAGAAAGGUCAGGGCUUGCAGGAACCGGCUUUGUGCUUCACCGCUGUUGUGGGUGAUGGUGGGAAGCUUCUGAAAGCAAGUGACACCAGGGCCAGGCAACUUUCUGCCUGGAAGCAAAGGCUCCCUAGGAGCCCUUAUGGCCUCGACUUGUGGGUCCAGGCAUCACGACGCGCAUGGCAGAACAGCUGGACUUUGAGCCCGCUGUGGCAUGCUGUGCAUUCUAAGGUUGCAGAAACAAAUGAGGCUCAGAGUGACACCGUGACAUCUGUUCACUCUGAGGAGGGCAACAGCUCCAGCAAUGUUCCAGGCACUUUGGCAGGGAACGAGGCUGGGAACGAAGGUGACUGCGCUUUUGGCUGCCGCGCUGAGGCUGGUGGCGAAGGAGUGGACUGUGACUUAAGAGGCUUCAGCUGCGACUCUGCUGCUUACUGCUGGGAUGGGACCGGCGGUGACGGAGUAGGUCGAGAGUACCCGCAAGGGCCCGAGAUAUCCUCUCCGGCCUCUGUGUUUCAGGCAGGACUGGCUUGCCAUGAUGAUUGCUGUGAUUUCGACUUCGACUUUGCUAUUGCCUGCAGUGCUGGGAGCGAUGGCAAAGGUGUAGGUCGAGAGUGCCCGAAAGGGCCCGAGAUAUCCUCUCCUGAGCUUGAACUCCCAGGCUUGCAGAAUGACGGCGAGAACCUUCAUGCCACACGGUCUCAUGCUGGCUGCUUUGAGCUUGUGAGCGAAAUCCCUCGCCCUCCUGCACAGGACCUUCACCUUGUCAUCGAAGCCGAGGCUCUGAUGCGUGCGACUUCUGUGAUGCGUGGCAAGGCGGGUGGAGCCGACGGUUGGCUUCCCUCGGACCUUUUGCAGCUCCCGAUUGCUUGGUUUCGCUGGGCCGCCGCACUCUGGAACCGGAUUCUUGCUACCGGCAAGGUUCCUGCCCAAUGGCGCAAGGCCCGGGUCGCCCUUCUGUGGAAAAAGCGCAGACGAACCCGACCGAUCACUUUGUUGUGCAGUCUUUGGAGGGCUGGGGCCAGGGUCAUUCAGACCCAACUGGGCCCAUGGGUGGCUAGCUGGGCAGACCAUACUGCUGCUGGCGGCCUUCCUGGGACGAGUGUCCAGGCCGCCCUUAUGCAGAUCCGAAAGGCCAUGACCGAUGGUGCCGUGGCGUUCAUCCAAUCCGACAUCAAAAGCUACUUCGACAGCAUCCACAUCGGUGCUAUGCAGCGGGCUCUUACCCAUAUGCGCUUCCCUCAGCCGGUGCUUGCGGUGUUGACCGACUUCUACAACGGCGCCGAGAGAAUCUUCUCUUUGUCGGGAUCCCUCAACCCUUCCUGGAGCAGUGUUUCUUCAGGGAUCGCUCAGGGCUGCCCCCUGUCUCCUGUCAUUGCGGCUUUACUUUCGUACCUUUGGUCUACCUUUGUGAUCGGCAAUUCUUCGCGCUCCCUCGGCGCUUUGGCUUACAUCGAUGACCGCACGGUCUGGGCCAAGGCUGGGGCUCCGACAGACUCCCUUCGGGAUGCCAUGGCAAGGUCCUCUGCCUAUGAUCGUGCCUUUGGUUUGCGACUCUCGGUUGACAAAUGCUCCGUCGUGGCCCCAACUCUAGGUCCCGAACUCCGGGCCCUAGCUGCUGAGCUUGAGUUCCAGGUGAUGCCCGACCUCGAGAUCCUUGGAGUCAGGGCUACUUUUCGGGGUGAGUGGACUCUCCUGAAAUAUCAUGCUCGGAAGGCUAUCCUUCGUGCCAGGCUUCUUGGGUGGUGUACGCGUAACACUGAUCACCAAAAGUUCUUGCUGGCCUCGUUGGUAGUCCCGCCUUUUGCGUGGGCCUCCGGCUUUGCGAGGUGUGACCGUGACGACCUGACCGCCAUCAAAGCUGACAUUGAGAACGUUUUCAACCAUGGCUUCACGGCUGGGUUUGCGAAGGUGUGCCUUUAUGAGGCAAUUGGCUGGAACCUGCAACCGGACUUUGCAUGCGACCUCGGCGCCCUUCGUGUUCUAUGGAAGGCCAGCAUCCAACAACCUCGUUGGCUCGACACUGUUGCUUUAAGUGAGGCCCAUUUUCGAUGGAGGACCAUGCUACCGGAACUCCCUGAGGUUCUCCGGAAGCUUGAUUGGAAGGUUGAUUUUGCUUCAACUGAGGUGUGCAGAACUGACCGAUCUGGCCGGGUGCGCACUCUCCGACCGGGCAUUGAUGGUUUUUGUGUUGUGAAAGAUUGGCUCGUGCAGCACUUUAGGCAACUGUAUGUUGCCCGCACUGGCCGAGUUCAACGCAGACUCCAUCGCGACGACGAAAGCCUUGCGGUUGGCCUUGAUCUGCCAGCGCCUGGGAGGCAUCAGGACUACUAUUUUGAUGGCCUCCACACAGCGAUCUCCAUGGGCCUCCGCAGUGUCACUCUUUCGGCUUUGGGUGCGGGCAGCUCGUGCUGGCAUUUCAAUGCUGGGGGCAACUUUGAUGCCACCCAUGAUCGCUGGCGCUGCCUGUGUGGUCUUCGGGCUCCUUCUAGGGCCCAUCUUUUGUGGAACUGUGAGAAAACUGCCACUCUUCGGGAGGGUCUGCAGUUGCCGGUCGACAGGUGCGAAGAAAGACUCCUCCUUCGGGGGGCCCCGGAACAACCUCCGCCUCCACCAGCUGUUGCUCCGCAGGAGUGCUUUGACGACCUCGUUGAGGCCAUUGACACCCAGCUCUCCCUGGACCCUGCGGUUCUCUUCGUCGCAACCGACGGCUCCGAGGACAAAAAAGUCGGCGCCUUCGCUGUGGCAGUUCACCCGGGCGACUUCGUGUGUGCUUUGGGCACGGCCGAUGAAGACCAGUCGCCCUUCAAGCAGGAGCUCCUCGGCUUUGACUUCGCUGCCAAGGCGCUUCUUAAAGUUGCUGCUCGCUCCUUGUGGGCUCGACGUGUUGUCUUUGUCCUCGACUGCCAGUCGGCCCUUACUCUCGUUCUGCAGAAAGGUGACAGCUUUUGCUACUACCUGAAGAUUGUUGACUCGAUCAAGGCUUCUCUUCGGGCUCUUCGUGGUCAUGGAGUGGCCGUCACGUGUGUUUGGGUCCCAAGCCACGGGAAGCGACCAGGAUGGCAUGCUCCUCCUGGCCUCUGUGGCGACCUUCUCCGCAAGCUCAACGCCUCCGCCGACGAGGCUGCUGGAGCAUGCCGCCUUCGCAGGUUCUCUGGUGGCGCCAUCGAGGCCUGGUGGCUGCAUCGCAAUGAUGCCAGGUCUUGGGAACUUCGUGCCAUUCAGGCUUCUGCUGCUUCUGGUGAGGCUCUCCAUCGUGAGCUCCGUCGGCAUGGACUUCGUCCCCGUGAGCGGGCUCCCGAUGAUGGGGCUGUGGUGCCGCCUCUGGGCUCUGACUUCGGUGGCGCUGACCCUUCACUGGCUGCUGGCGGCCAGUCCUCCUGA